This is a messenger RNA of Cooperia oncophora, 576 nucleotides long. NCBI's taxonomy places the organism in Eukaryota, Metazoa, Nematoda, Chromadorea, Rhabditida, Trichostrongylidae. The record is from the annotation of a GenBank genome assembly.
AUGCCGGAUAUGCCGUGCAGGAUUUGUCCAGCUGGCCCGCCCGGCACUCGCGGUCCACAGGGUGAACGCGGCCUCAACGGAAAGCAGGGAACCCCAGGAACUGCAGGUGAGCCAGGAAAUCCCGGUAUUCCUGGAUCCGGUGGUACACCAGGUUUCACUGGGCAUGUUGGCGCUCCUGGUGACAGAGGCUUCAAAGGUCCACCAGGCGAUAAUGCGAUUGCUGGUGAAGGAGUGAAGGGGCAACGCGGAGUACCUGGUACUGCAGGUACGAAGGGGCCACCUGGAACGCCUGGACGCCCGUCGAACGUUAGAGGAGCUCCUGGCGCCACUGGACCUAGAGGUGGAAUUGGCAAAACUGGAAAGUACGGAGCAUAUGGUGAACGUGGUCCCGCAGGUCCGACUGGUGAGCCCGGCUUACCAUCACCAUACUGUCCAUCAGACUGUGGAGUCAGCAAAAUCAUCUCUGGAAUGAAUUUGACGCCUCAGUCACUCUCGAAUGGAUACAGCGAUCAGCCUGGAACAAAUGAUCAAGAAUCAUUCGAUGAAAUGUCUUACCGCAACUUUUUCGUAGAAUAG